Drosophila busckii is the source of this 3017-nucleotide messenger RNA. RefSeq names its product organic cation transporter protein. The record is from RefSeq and is a predicted model, not a curated record. Gene Ontology annotation, cellular component: membrane. Gene Ontology annotation, molecular function: transmembrane transporter activity. The coding region runs from base 714 to 2381 and encodes 555 amino acids. The transcript is spliced from 7 exons. Lineage: Eukaryota; Metazoa; Arthropoda; Insecta; Diptera; Drosophilidae. Gene Ontology annotation, biological process: transmembrane transport.
UAAUUGUUGUUUGUCAAAAGUGUUUUUCUUAUUGUUGCUGUUGUGGUUGUUGCAAUUGUUGCUGUUGCUGCUGCUGCUGCUGCUGCUCUCGCUGCAUUUGUUUUCAAAUUGCAAAUUGCUGUCAGUUAAGCGAUGCGCGCGUAAAAAUUACGUUUGCACCACCACGCGGCGUAUGAGUAACAAAUUGCAAAUGCAAUUUUCCCGCGCGCUUAAAAAUACAUAUUCUCAUAAACCAAUUACAGUUAUACAGUUACACUUAAACGGGCGGCUGUGCAUAAACCUGAGGUCUACUGGCAAACUUGAGCUUCUUCAAAUAAUUGUACAAGUGCAACAGCUCAACAAACAAUUAGCACAAAUUUAAUACUAAACAAUAAAAGCGAAGCGUCGGUUUUAUGUGUCAGCUUCCGUUCAAAUAAUAACAACAACAACAAGACAACAAGCAUAAAAUUGAUCAAAAAACGCGGCGACAGGCGGACAAGCGGGAAACGGAUUUCCGCGCCAACUCAUCAAAACAGCAAGCAACAGGAAUCGAGGCAACAGACGCUAAGGCAGACAGUCGCCAGUAUCCUUGGGCUGCCAAUUGUGCAGCAACAAAUAAAAAUAAAAAUAAAAAUCUAGCAACGUGAAAGGCUGCAGGAUUAGCCCGCGUCCUAGUCUAGAAGCAACGAGAGAAACAACAACGCGAAUUGUAUCCAUAAGUUCCUUUGUGCGUCAUGCACGACAACGCUGGCAAGCCGUCCCCCACCACCACGCCCACACAGUCGCCGUUGGCGACGGCUGAGCAGGCAGGUGCAGGAAUAGCUGAUGAUGAGGAUGAGACCGAUGUAAUUGGUGAUCUGAUGGGCCAUUAUGGCAAGUGGCAGCUGCUGAUGACAGUGCUACUGUCGCUCUUCCAGGUGCCCAACACAUUUCACAUAUCCUCGUCCGUUUAUCAGUCGGCCCAUAAAGAUUUUUGGUGCGAGCGUCCUGCGCACCUCAAGCAGCUGCCCGUUGAUCUUUGGCGCAAUCUGACCGGGGAUAGGGACAAUUGCAAAUGGCGCGCAAAUAUCGAUUGGAGUCAGCUGAGCAAUGAAUCUACGCCAGCAGAGCUGCAGCAACAGGCGGCAGUUGCAAGUGCUGGCAGUGCCUUGGUGGCGUGCAGCAGCUGGGAAUAUGACAUGAAUGAUAAUUUGGGCAACACGUGGACCUCGCAGUGGGAUCUGGUCUGCGACAAGGAUUAUCUACUUAACGUGGCUGAGAUGUGCUUUUUACUGGGCGUUGCCACAGGUGGCAUUCUAUCCGGCUACCUAUCCGACAAGUUUGGCCGUAAAACAAUGCUCUUCAUAUCAGCCGUGCUGCAGACCAUAUUCGGUCUCUGGCUUUAUUUCUGCAGUUCCUUAUAUUGGUAUUUAGCGCUGCGGGGAUUGUUGGGUCUCGUCUCCGUUUCGGUUACAUACUCUGGUCUAAUAUUGGCAAUUGAGUAUGUGGACGGCAAGUGGCGGACUAUAGCUGGCAUGUACAAUCUGUUUCCACUGCCGAUAUCGUAUAUGAUCAUCUCCGGUGUGGCCUACUUAACGCAAGAUUAUCAGAGACUGCAGCUGUGCAUUGGAGUGCCCGGCAUAUUCCUUUGUUUUCUCUGGUUUGUGGUGCCGGAAUCCCCUCGUUGGCUGCUGGUCAAGGGUCGCAUUGAGGAGGUGAAGCGCAUCAUUGAGGCGGCGGCCAAAUUCAAUGGACGCCAGCUGCCGCCAGAUUAUCAGUUAACGCCGCCAACGCAAGGGAGCAGCUCGCAGGAUAUAACUUAUUUGUUUCGUUCGAGCUACUUGCGCCGCAUCACAAUCUGUUUUCUCUGCAUUUGGUUCACCAUGAAUCUGGUUUACUAUGGCUUUAUUUUGAACAUGAGCUCGUUCGGUGGCAAUGUCUACUUGAAUUCGGCAAUAGCUGGCCUAGUCGAAAUACCAGCCAUUGCAGUGGCCAUGUACAUUAUCACAAAAGUUGGCAAAAAGUGGCUCUUCUGCGCCACAUUGAUGUGCGCCGGCGUCGCCUGCUUUUGCGCUACGCUUACCGAGGGGCAAAAGGACAUGCUCUGGCUGAAGAUAACAUUCCUGAUGAUGGGCAAGUUUACAAUCGCCGCUGGUAAUACCAUUAUGCCCGUUUACACGUCGGAGCUGUAUCCCACACCCAUACGUAACGUGGGCGUGGGCACAUGCAACAUUGCCGCCGGCUUGGCGCUCAUUUUAACCCCCUACUUCUCGAUGCUGAAUAAAAUCGAAAGUCAUUUGCUGAUGGCGCUGCUCACUGCCUGGAGCAUUUUUGGUGGUUUUGUGGUGCUCUUUCUGCCGGAGACAUCGGUGCGUAAGGCAAACACUAAUCCAGAUCGCCAGAAUGCUGCGAAGCAGGUGUAAUAACAUAGUCCCUUGUCACCCAAUAAAUAUUUUGGCUGGUCCAAAAUACACACACAGCACACACACACACAGACACAAAUGCACACAUACAUAUAUAAACUCCAAGAUAUACUACCUAUACAAGCCAAUUACUGUUGCUCAACCCCUAAUAUAACAUAUCCACCGCCUCAGCCACCGCAAAUUUAAAAAAAGUAGCUCAAGGUUCAAGGAAAGAAAUUUAUUUAAAAUCACACUUUGACAAAAGUAUUCAAAUUCAUUGUUGGAAUUUAAUACGAAAAUUCGAUGCUAAAUAAAACAAAAAAAAAACCAACUCUUGUUGUUGCUUGUAUUGAAUUCAAAAUGAAAUAUAACUUGUCAAUAUGUCUUGUCAACAUUACAAUAUCUCAAUAUCUUAAUGUAACCCAUAUAAUCUCGUCUCGUUGUUAACGUUUCUGUUGUGCACGCAAAUAUUAUUAAUAUUAAAUUUAUUAUUAAAUGUUUUAUAGCAAGUAGUCAUAUCGAAAAUAUUAAUGCAAAAAAAAGCAAAUAAGAAAAAGAAUCCAAUUGUAAUCUCUGGUACAUGUAGUCAAUUAUUUAAUUAGCUGUAAACAAAAUUUAACUAUAUAUUGGUCAAUUAUGUAUACAUAUAGAAAGCUG